Messenger RNA from Ustilaginoidea virens, 3045 nucleotides. RefSeq lists its product as uncharacterized. The transcript has a single exon. NCBI's taxonomy places the organism in Eukaryota, Fungi, Ascomycota, Sordariomycetes, Hypocreales, Clavicipitaceae. Bases 1 to 3045 code for a protein of 1014 amino acids. The record is from RefSeq and is a predicted model, not a curated record.
AUGCCUCGUGCGUCCGGCUCGGGCAAGCGACAACAAGGCGCCAACUCUUCCCAUCGCGACUCCAGGCACGACCAUGGACUCGUGAGUCCUGCGAAGCGAACACUAGGCAGGAAAAGUAAUGGCCAGCUCGACGGCUCUGCGAGGUCCGCCGACCAUCUUGCCGGCCACGCAGGGCCGUCGCCUUCUCCUUCUCUCGUCCCGCCGCAUUGCCAAUCCACCAAUGCGGCGGCCCUCUGCAAGGACGGUCCCGACGCAGCCAUCGAAGUCCGCUGUAAUGGGGCUCUUAGGAGAGCAUCUCUCGGCAACUAUUCGGAGACCUCGUCUGAUUCCGGACACUCCCAGCUCGGCGUCAACGGAGCCGUCGUUGAUGCCGGUCAUCGCCAGAUCGACGUCAACGCCAUGAAGAAUGUCGACGUUCACCGGGAUUCCGGCCCUCUCGAAUUCGCCGCCACCGUCGUCAAGUCUUUGCCCAUGCAGGAUACGCUCGCCAUCCUCAUCAUCUUGAUGCACGUUCCGUACAUGACUCUCUCCCUGAUCUACGCUAGUUUCGCCUUGAUCACCUUUGUCCCCCCCGUCACCACCAAAACGGGCAUGAAUAUCAACCUGGCUGAGAUACUCGACGGCAAUGCUCACACGCCCUCUCUCGUCACCAUUCUUUGCAUGGACUUUUUCUUCUUCCUCGUGUGGGUCUUCCUGUGGCAACCCAUACAGGACGGGAUACUUGAGUUUGCAAAACCCGUCAUCGCCAUCACGCUGGGAGGCGGCACAAAUGCCCGGGACGGCACGUCGCGGGGAGUCACAACUUGCUUUACCUGGAUCCUGCUUCAUCAAGCCAUUCGCGCCACCAGGUCAUACUGGGCCAAGCUUACCAGGCAUAUCCCAGGCCAUUGGCCGGUGCCUGCCCUGCUCAGCGAAUCUCUGGCAGCCAGAGCCACAUCAUACGAGAGGAGAAGCACCCAUGGAUGGAUCCAGAGCACGCUCGCGAUGCACAUACUGACGCAAGGCAUCGUACGAUUCGUGCGCGAGUGGUAUCUCAAACGCGAAAAGUUCAUCUCCGCUUCUGGCGUGGGUGAUCCUGAAGCGGGGAAGCCCACUUCUCACGGCGGCUCCUUUGGACAGAAUGGUGGAGUGAGUACAUCUCACCUGGUCAGCUCGGGUCACGACGCCGGCUCGAAUGCGGCAGAAACGGACGCCGGAACAUGCCAUCCCUCACAGGCCACGACAACGGCAAGCACGAACAAGAAGCGGCGGAAGCAGAGCGCGCAGGUGCGACUUCAACAACCGUUGUGGGCCGCGCUUGCGAGCAGCAAGAUCGUAGCUGUGAAAGAGUAUGAAUUAUCCAAAUGGGCUCCGGAUUCGCGCGGAUCCAACGCGCCCGACAUACACAACCUGGGAAGCGCUCCGUUCCAUCACCAGCCCAGACAAAUAUGGAUAUCGUACGUUGGUAGCGACGAAGUAUGCUUCAACACCAGUUAUUUCCCCGACUUUGUGGCAACCGAGCCGGUACGGGCAUCGACGAACCUAAACGGACACGCAGACGCUUUGCGGCGGCCGGGAGUCGACACGUCGAAGCCUUUCUACGUAAGAAUAAACAACGCCUUCUGGCAACCGACCCGGAUUUUUGCAGUGCACGGUACGGCCGAAGACGACGACGACGACGACGACGACGACGACGACGACGACGACGACGACGACGGCGAUGACGAAGUGACUCGGUGGACGGGGGAUAUAUAUGGACUUCGACCUGCCUCCACAUACGUUUGUGAAUUUGUCGACACUCGGACCGGAGAAGUCAUAUUGUCCACGACCAUACGAACCGCCAAGGAGACGCUGCGCGAGAGCGAUGCGCUGUCUCCGAGUUUCCCACCGGACCACCCUCCUCUCCGGCCGGAUUCGCCGGCAACGAUUCUGCGAAACUCGAUCGCGGCAGAGGAGGCGAGACUCGCAGACGAGAGGUUGCGUCUCAAGACUUGGCGCAAGGAAUCCAAAACCAAGAUCAACGCCAUCAAGAAGGAGAAUGAGCUUGUCGACAACCAGCUCUCCUCUGCAGGCAACAGCGACGAAAAGCACAAGCAAAGGAUCCGUCAGCACGAAACUCAAAAGGUCCAGGCUGAACGCGACACCGAGCUUUUGGGACAGCAGCUCGGCAAAUGCGACAACGCGCCGGAGCUCAGCGAGCGCAAACGGAAGCUGGAGAAGAUGUACGCUGCCGAAAAAAAGGUGUUUGAAGCCGCCGAGAAGCAGUUUGAGGAUUACAAGUGCCAGCUCGACACCGAGGUCAACGCCAAGGAAUUGGACAAGUUCAACCUGAACUCGCGGCGGAACAAGAUCGGCUCCAGAAUCGACAAGGUUGAGAAGGAGCUGCGCAACAUUGCAGACGCCAACACGCGGGGCCUGGACGAGGCCGAGCGACGUCGACAGGAACGAGCAGCCUGGCUGGAAAACAAUGGCGCGAUAGAGAGCAACUACAACGAUCGCAUUUCCCUGGCUUCCCGUGCCAACGCAACCCGGACCGAGCAUAUACAAAACAUGCACGCCCAGCUGCAAGCCUUGAGCCCCUUUGCGAAUCCGACCAACGGCAUGUCGCUGGACGCUGCGGCCGGAGACGCGGGGCUGCUGCCGCCGCCGCAGCCGCAGCCGCAGCCGCAGCCGCAGCCCCCGGCCUACCGGCAACAGCCGUCGGCCUGGAAUCCUUCCUCGAACCCCGCCGUUCUCUCUCGCUAUCCCGCGCCCCUGUGGGCUGGCUCUUCGGGCGAUGCCAUGCCGCCAGUCGCGGCGCCGACGACUCAGGCUGGGUUGACCUGGCUCCCGCCUCCGACAGCUGCCCCGUUUGAGCCUCGCGGAGUCAAGUCCAGGGGCCGCAGCUCCAGCAUGCUUAGCGACGUCAGCGGCUUCACGGAGCCAAGCGACGUAGGAUCGUUCAAGUCCCCGAUGCCUGCCCCUCAGCGGCCUGCUACCGGGUGCUCGGCGGGCAACGGCACGAGCGGUGGUAGCAGCGGCAGCACCAGGAGCGGCAGCGUCGGUGAGCCAGCGAGCCCGAGCUGA